AUGAACCAUCUGCACCUCUCCAACCUCCUUCAUCUCCCACGACUCGCCCAUCUCUUCACCCUCGGCCCUCACCAGACCCAUCAGCCGGCGGAUGCUGCAAGCCCGACGCUGCCUCCUUGCCUAAAAUCGCUCAUUCUUUCAAGUUCUUGUCCUGAUCCCGACACCAUCUUCCCACUAGCUGCGCCGUUCAGUGGGCUAGAGGAGUUGCUGAUGAGCAACUGCAGGGAGCUGAUGAGCCUUCCAGACCCCAUUGGAGACGUGCUGCCGUGCCUUCGCAAGUUGACGAUUCGCAAUUGUUCUUCUCUUCACCGACUGCCUAAAAGUUUCACGUCUCUGAGCCGUUUGGAAGCCCUUGCCGUUUCUGGUUCUGACACAUUCACCUUACCCAGCAACUUGGGCCAUCUGCCUGCCCUCAAACUGCUGGAGCUAAAGUGGUUGUCUCUCACCGAACUCCCUCCUUCCUUCACUCAUCUCAUGUCUCUCGAAGCACUUUUUGUGGAUAAUUGUCGUUACUUUCGACAGCUCCCAGCAGGGUUCUGCCGCCUCACAGCUCUCAAGGCGCUCUGCUUGCCAAUCCGGGAGUUGCCUAAGGAGAUUGGAGCCCUUGCAGGUCUGGAGGAACUUAGUUGCGGCUGGAGACUCUCAGAAGUACCCUCGCGGCUGGAUAGACUCACGGGGCUCAAGAGGCUGGAGCUGUUUGCAUGUUUGCGGCUGAGUGAGCUCCCUGCUGCUCUGCCCCCCUCUCUUGAGACCCUCACUUUGGGUACAUUCAAGGAAGGCUCUUCGCCUUUCGUGGACAUCUCCCAGCUGUCGCAGCUGAGGGUGCUGAAGCUGAAGGACGUCGGGGUGCGAUGCGGACCUGAAGUGAGCGGCAGGUUCGCGUGUCUGCAGCAGCUGGAGCAGCUGGAAAUUCGUUGGCAAAUCGACACUCAAGAGCUCCCAGUCCCCCUGGCCUUUCUCCCUCGCCUGCGCAGCUUGCUGAUAGAUGCACCUAGACCCUGCAGCCUCCCGGACAAGAUGGGGGCUGCGUUGCCGCAGCUGCGGCAUUUGGAGCUGCUUUCUUGGUCACAGGAGGAGCUGCCAAGGAGCAUAAUGGAGUUGCUCACGCUGACCUCAUUGACGAUCAACACACGUCGGCUGGUCUCGCUGCCUCAAGGCAUGAGCCGCUUAACUCGGCUGCGCAAGCUGCACCUGAAUUGCUGCAAAGCCUUGCAGCACCUCCCGGAGUUUCUCACCCAGCUGCACCAGCUGAUUCUCCGAAACACCUCCAUCAGACCCCUUCCCGCUAAUCUCGUGCAGUUUACUAUAAAGCCUUGA
This is a messenger RNA of Closterium sp. NIES-65, 1317 nucleotides long. The record is from the annotation of a GenBank genome assembly. Lineage: Eukaryota; Viridiplantae; Streptophyta; Zygnematophyceae; Desmidiales; Closteriaceae.